Acipenser ruthenus (sterlet) is the source of this 4473-nucleotide messenger RNA. RefSeq names its product paternally-expressed gene 3 protein-like. Gene Ontology annotation, molecular function: DNA-binding transcription factor activity, RNA polymerase II-specific; RNA polymerase II cis-regulatory region sequence-specific DNA binding. The record is from RefSeq and is a predicted model, not a curated record. The coding region runs from base 324 to 4055 and encodes 1243 amino acids. The transcript has 6 exons. Gene Ontology annotation, cellular component: nucleus. Gene Ontology annotation, biological process: central nervous system development; regulation of transcription by RNA polymerase II. NCBI's taxonomy places the organism in Eukaryota, Metazoa, Chordata, Actinopteri, Acipenseriformes, Acipenseridae.
UCGUUUACGAUGUUAAAAUUGAAAAUCGUAUUCAUUUUUAAUUAAAAUAUCCCCGAUAUCACGAUUCCCUUUGCGGUUCAUAUUAGAUGAAUUGUCAGACCGCGCUGAUCGGUUUGUAUUUUGUGAUUGGUAUAUUCCUCGUCCUGUGGGAGACAGACCCGUUCAGACACUGAGGGAGAGCAGAGAGGAGAUCUGAAGAGAAGAAAGGACACAUUCACUGAGGAGACGGUCAGAGCGAGUGACUGGAGCACUAGAGCCGUGCUGCACAUCCCACUGACAAGACCUGAAGACUGCCUUAUCCUGGUGAAAGCCAAGGAACAAAGAUGAAGUUGGUACCGAUCUGCAUUAAGCAGGAGAUGCCUGAACUGGAGCCUGUCCACAUGAAAGAAGAGACUGAACUGGAGCCUGUCCACAUGAAAGAAGAGACUGAACUGGAGCCUGUCCACAUGAAAGAAGAGACUGAACUGGAGCCUGUCCACAUGAAAGAAGAGACUGAACUGGAGCCUGUCCACAUUAAAGAAGAGACCGAACUGGAGCCUGUCCACAUGAAAGAAGAGACUGAACUGGAGCCUGUCCACAUGAAAGAAGAGACUGAACUGGAGCCUGUCCACAUGAAAGAAGAGACUGAACUGGAGCCUGUCCACAUGAAAGAAGAGACUGAACUGGAGCCUGUCCACAUGAAAGAAGAGACUGAACUGGACCCUGUCCACAUUAAAGAAGAGGAGACUGAACUGGAGCCUGUCCACAUUAAACAAGAGACUGAACUGGAGCCUGUCCACAUUAAAGAAGAGGAGACUGAACUGGAGCCUGUCCACAUGAAAGAAGAGACUGAACUGGAGCCUGUCCACAUGAAAGAAGAGACUGAACUGGAGCCUGUCCACAUUAAAGAAGAGACCGAACUGGAGCCUGUCCACAUGAAAGAAGAGACUGAACUGGAGCCUGUCCACAUGAAAGAAGAGACUGAACUGGAGCCUGUCCACAUGAAAGAAGAGACUGAACUGGAGCCUGUCCACAUGAAAGAAGAGACUGAACUGGAGCCUGUCCACAUGAAAGAAGAGACUGAACUGGACCCUGUCCACAUUAAAGAAGAGGAGACUGAACUGGAGCCUGUCCACAUUAAACAAGAGACUGAACUGGAGCCUGUCCACAUUAAAGAAGAGGAGACUGAACUGGAGCCUGUCCACAUGAAAGAAGAGACUGAACUGGAGCCUGUCCACAUUAAAGAAGAGGAGACUGAACUGGAGCCUGUCCACAUGAAAGAAGAGACUGAACUGGAGCCUGUCCACAUUAAAGAGGAGACUGAACUGGAGGCUGUCCACAUUAAAGAAGAAGAAACUGAACUGGAGCCUGUCCACAUGAAAGAAGAGACUGAACUGGAGCCUGUCCACAUGAAAGAAGAGACUGAACUAGAGCCUGUCCACAUUAAAGAGGAGACUGAACUGGAGGCUGUCCACAUUAAAGAAGAAGAAACUGAACUGGAGCCUGUCCACAUGAAAGAGACUGAACUGGAGCCUGUCCACAUUAAAGAGGAAGAGACUGAACUGGAGCCUGUCCAUAUUAAAGAAGAGACUGAACUGGAGCCUGUCCACAUUAAAGAGGAGACUGAACUGGAGCCUGUCCACAUUAAACAAGAGACUGAAUUGGAACCUGUCCACAUUGAAGGGGAAUCUGUUGACUUGUUUAAGGAUACAGAAAAUAUAUCCCGGCCAAAGAUAUCACAUCAGUGUAAUGAAUGUGGGCAGAGCUUCAGCCGACCAGGAAGCCUAAAAACACACCAGCAGAUUCACACUGGAGAGAAGCCGCACCACUGUACUGAAUGUGGAAAGAGCUUCCGUCAGUUAGCAGUCCUAAAAAGGCACCAGCGACUUCACACUGGAGAAAAGCCGUAUCACUGUACUGAAUGUGGAAAGAGCUUCCGUCAGUUAGCAGUCCUAAAACGACACCAGCGACUUCACACUGGAGAGAAGCCACACCACUGUACUGAAUGUGGGAAGUGCUUCAAUGCGUCAGGAAGCCUAAAAAGACACCAGCGACUUCACACUGGAGAGAAGCCGUAUCACUGUACUGAAUGUGGAGAGAGUUUCAUGGAGUCAGGAAGCCUAAAAAGACACCAUCGAUUUCACACUGGAGAGAAGCCGUAUCGCUGUUUUGAAUGUGGAAAAAGCUUCACUGACAAAGGAACACUAAACAAACACCAGCGAAUUCACACUGGAGAGAAGCCGUAUCAAUGUACUGAAUGUGGGAAGUGCUUCAAUGCGUCAGGAGGCCUAAAAAGACACCAUCGAUUUCACACUGGAGAGAAGCCAUAUCGCUGUUUUGAAUGUGGGAAAAGCUUCACUGACAAAGGAAAACUAAAAAAACACCAGCGAAUUCACACUGGAGAGAAGCCGUAUCACUGUGUUGAAUGUGGGGAGUGCUUUAGUCAGUCAGGAAACCUAAAAACACACCAGCGACUUCACACUAGAGAGAAGCCAUAUCAAUGUACUGAAUGUGGGGAAAGCUUCACUAACAAAGGAAAACUAAAAAAACACCAGAUAAUUCACAUUGGAGAAAAGCCACACCACUGUACUGACUGUGGGAAGAGCUUCAAUGUGUCAGGAAAACUAAAAAUACACCAGCGAAUUCACACUGGAGAGAAGCCAUAUCAAUGUAUUGAAUGUGGAGAGAGCUUCAGUGAGUCAGGAAGCCUAAAAAGACACCAACGCAUUCACACUGGAGAGAAGCCGUAUCACUGUGUUGAAUGUGGGGAGAGCUUUAGGCAGUCAGGAAACCUAAAAAGACACCAGCAAAUUCACACUAGAGCCAGCCUCCCUCCCUCCCAGUCCCUCACCUCUCCACCCUGCUUGUUUGAGUGUGUGGAGUUUUUAAGAAGUUCUCCCAAUCCAGCCGCUGAGACAAACAGUAUCGAUUCUGAACCGCAACUUCUAAACAGAAUCCUGUGUGCUGUCAUGGACAGUGUGGAGAUGGAAUCUGUCCAGAUUAAAGAGGAGUUCCCUGAACUUGAACCUCUCCCCUUUACAAUGGAGUUCUUUGGGCUGGCUUCCCUCCCCAUGAAACAGGAGCUCUGUGAGAUGCAAUGUGACAGCAGCCAGCCAGAGGUCUCUGAGAUUAAAGCUGAGCACAAUGAAUUGGAGAUCCCGCAGACAGAAGAACACCUUCCUGUUAAACAAGAAGAGGUGCUGGAAAUUGUCUGUAUUAAACGGGGUCCCCCUGAAGUAGAGUUUGAGCACAUGGAACCAGGGAAGGAAGAAUCCGAGGACUUCAAACCAAACAUCCCUGAGCUGGAGGCUGUACGCCUGCGGGAGUGUAGCGUGGUGUUGGAGAGAAUCUGCGUGAGAGAGCAAGGCACUGGAGAGGAAGGCUCUCCCAACAGCACACAAGGAGGUGGACAGGGAGACAGGCGGUUGCAUUCAGAAUGCAGUCUAGCAGGUUCCAGUCCAGCAGCUAAAGUGAGGGCAGGUGGUGGAGAAUAUCCUGACUGUGGGAAAGGUUUCACGCUGUUGGGGCAUUUAAACAAAACCCAACAAACUCACACAGGAGAGAAACCGUAUCACUGCUCUGACUGUGGGAAGAGUUUCAAUCAUUUUAGAAACCUAAAACAACACCAGCGAAUUCACACAGGAGAGAAACCGUAUCACUGCUCUGACUGUGGGAAGAGUUUCAGUGUGAAAAAAGGCCUUCAAAACCACGAGCGAACUCACACAGGAGAGAAACCGUAUUGCUGCUCUGACUGUGGGAAGAGUUUCAGUCAGUUAGGAAGCCUAAAAGGACACCAACGAACUCACACAGGAGAGAAACCGUAUCGCUGCUCUGACUGUGGGAAGAGUUUCAGACGGGCAGACAACCUUGUUUCACACCAGCGAACUCACACAGGAGAGAAACCGUAUCGCUGCUCUGACUGUGGGAAGAGUUUCAUUCGGGCAGACAGCUUUGUUUCACACCAGCGAACUCACACAGGAGAAAAACCGUAUCGCUGCUCUGACUGUGGGAAGAGUUUCAGUGUGAAACAAGUCCUUCAAAAACACCAGCGAAUUCACAGAAGAGAGAAACUUUAAAAACCAUGUUCAAUGGGACUUUUCACUCAUGAGGGGAAAAUAAUAUUAACCUUGCAUUACGAAUCCCUGUGUGAUAACUGUUUUGUAGAUCACUCUUGAGCAUGCAUUUAAAACUCUCUUGCACUCUGUGUCAGAUAGUGGGUGGUGAUGCGGACACGUCACAAGAGGCUUCUCUGCUGUCAGUUUAACUCAGGCUGUCAAUGCAGUCAGUGCCUGGGAGUGGGAAUAUGCAGAAAGGAAACUAUUCCACACCUCAUCUGAUGGACGAGUCAGGAGAAAUCAAUAACUCAGUGUGGAAAUGAGUUUCAGGAUUUAACAUUUUGAACUUACUCAAUUUAUUUAUUUUCAAGUUAAUUAUCAUGCUUUUUAUUUUUUUUUAAUGAUCUAAUGUACAAUAAAUGAUAAAUUGUUUGUUUGU